Molecule: messenger RNA, 399 nt
Organism: Paraglomus occultum
Lineage: Eukaryota; Fungi; Glomeromycota; Glomeromycetes; Paraglomerales; Paraglomeraceae
Source: the annotation of a GenBank genome assembly
AUGACAGCAGCAAUGUUGAUCUAUUCGGCAACGUUUAUGCGAUUCGCGUGGGUAGUACAGCCAAGGAAUCUGCUUCUAUUUGCCUGUCAUAUGACAAAUGAAACAGCACAACUCAUUCAAAUGGGCAGAUAUAUCGAACACUACCACUUUGGUGGUCAUCAAAGACGAGUGACGCAGGAGGCGAAGGUCAUCGAGGACAAGGACACCGAUACUCUAUGCAUUAAAUCGGUUUCUAUAAUUGUUGCAAGUGUAAUUCAAAAGGAUCGGGUGAAAAGACAGCUGACACUCUAUUCCUCCGAAGCGGCAAGAUCUAAAGAUAUCAACGAGGCAUUGAUGAGUCAUGGAUAUUCUCAAGAUAAUACGGCUUCUGAAGUGGCUCACAUGACAUUUAUGCUCUAA